AUGAGCAGCUUCGCUUGCCUUCAAAGCUCCCGCCGGGCCCUCUACCGGGUGUUUGUCGAGCGCGAAGCACUUCUCACACGACAAUCCCUCCCGAUCACACAACGGACACUACCCUUGUACCAGAAUCGCUUCUUCUCUGCAUCACCGUUUCAAUUGAAGGUCCGCCGGGAGAACCCUCGACAGCAAGAUCAAGAGCCAGAGCCUUUCGAAAACGAGGACAGAAGUUACGAUCGACGUUACACCACCAAGGAGGAGUUCGAAAAAUCUGGCCGCGAUCGUCUUCCGAAAGACCAUGAGAUCAAGGACCCAAAGAUCAUGGUUUUGGAUAAUGGCGUUUUUGAUGGACCCCUCCUGACCCGAAACGUUCUGAGCCGCCUCGCCGAUACAGAGUCACUCCGCAUGGUUACGCCCUACAUACGAGGUGACCCAAAGAACAACAAGGAAGUGCAGUAUGCCGUAUGCAAGAUUGUCAACAAGAGAGAAGAAUACGAACGCCAGCGUGAGCUCAACGAACGUCGUCGUGUAUCCAAGCAGACUUCAUCGAAGACAAAAGAACUUGAGAUGAGCUGGGCCAUUAGCGAUCACGAUCUGAAGAUUAAGACGAAACAACUGGUCGCAUUUCUCGAGAAGGGCAUGAAGGUUGAGAUCGUGUUGGGUUUCAAAAAGAAGGGACAGAAGAAGAGGACUUCAGAGGACACAGCGGAAGAAGUAUUCGCCAAGGUGAAGAAGCUGGUUGAGGAUCUUGGCUCGAGAGAGUAUAAACCGAAGGAUGGCCAAGUGGGACGGACCAUGAGAAUUCACCUAGAAGGGAUUUCCAAGAAGAAAGAACCGCAAAAGGAUGCAGAAGCACCUGUUGAUCAGGAAACGGUCCCUCAAGAGGAGACAGAGGCAGCUACAAAGGAUGCAACUAUUUAA
Molecule: messenger RNA, 915 nt
Organism: Fusarium sp. VM40
Lineage: Eukaryota; Fungi; Ascomycota; Sordariomycetes; Hypocreales; Nectriaceae
Source: the annotation of a GenBank genome assembly